Molecule: messenger RNA, 418 nt
Organism: Symbiodinium sp. CCMP2456
Lineage: Eukaryota; Dinophyceae; Suessiales; Symbiodiniaceae
Source: the annotation of a GenBank genome assembly
GGCGAACCCUGAACUGAUCCUUUGUGGGCACAGCUUCGGCGUCACCGUGGCACGCAGCGUUGCUCUUCAACUUUGCACCUGUGGCCUGGAUGUCCGGGGCUUGGUGGCCAUCGACCCACGUUGUUUGGACUUUGCAUCCCUUGAGCUCCUAACCGCUGAGAGCCUCACCUCUGUGCCCCGCAGCCUCGCUCAAUCGUUGGCCCAUCCGUUUUAUCGCCUUGACACGUUGGAGCUCGAGUUCGUUGCCCCACUGGGGCUAGCUGCAUCCUGGGACUACCAGCUCUCCAAGCGAUCGGCGUACCAUCUCUUCGACGCGGACCAUUUCAGCUUGGGUGGCGUGCAGGCUUGGGACAUGUCUGACCGCAUCAAGAAGCAGGUGCGUCAGCGCUGCCGGCGGCGCUGCAGGCGAGUCCGUUGA